Molecule: messenger RNA, 1299 nt
Organism: Diplodia corticola
Lineage: Eukaryota; Fungi; Ascomycota; Dothideomycetes; Botryosphaeriales; Botryosphaeriaceae
Product: 2-oxoglutarate-dependent ethylene succinate-forming enzyme
Exons: 1
Coding region: 1-1299 (432 amino acids)
Molecular function (GO): dioxygenase activity
Source: RefSeq, a predicted model, not a curated record
AUGUCUGCCCGAACCAUCGUGUCGCGUCCAUCACUGGCCAGGCACCUUCUCCGGGCGUCGGCGACGCCGCAGGUCCAGUUUGGGCGAAAACUCGCCACGGUGGCUGAGCAACAUGGAGCGUCGACGAUGCCUCCGGGUCAGAAGGCCACGGUCGGCAAUCUCAAGACGUUCGAGCUGCCCGAAGUGCUCACUGGCGGAGCGUCGGACCAGGCGCUGGGGCGCGACAUGAUCAACGCGUGGCGCAAAGACGGCAUCCUCCAGAUCGGCAUGGACCCCAUCAACCGCAAGCUCGCCGACGCCGCCUUCCUCUGCAGCAAGAAGUUCUUCGGCCUGCCGUACGAGAAGAAGGCGGCGUGUCUCGACGACCAGUCGUUCGCGGGCUACAUCGCGUCGGGCGAGGAGCUCACCGACAACAUCGCCGACUACAGCGAGAUCUUCACCGUCACCAAGGACCUGCCGGCCACGGACGCGCGCGUGCGGCAGAAGUGGCCCAGCCACGGGCCCUGCCCGUGGCCGUUCCAGCAGAUGCAGACGGUCAUGCAGUCGUACAUGGACUACCUGGGCCAGAGCGGCGAGAAGAUGCUGCAGCUGAUCGCGUGGGGACUGGGGCUCAAGGACGGCGACGCCCUGACCAAGUACACGCAGGACGGGUGGCACCACAUGCGCAUCCUGCGCUUCCCGGAGCGCAACAACGUCAACGGCAAGGGCAAGGCCGGGCGCGGCAUCGGCUCGCACACGGACUACGGGCUGCUGGUCAUCGCGGCGCAGGACGACGUCGGCGGCCUCUUCAUCCGCCCGCCGUACGAGGGCGAGGAGGUGGCCAACUGGCGCAAGAGCGCGGCCGGCAUGUCCGAGGACGACGACAAGUGGGUCUACGUCCCGCCCGUGCCCGACGUCUUCACCGUCUUCCCCGGCGACAUGAUGCAGUAUGUCACCGACUCGUUCCUGCCCAGCACCCCGCACAAGGUCGGGCUCAACACGCGCGACCGCUUCGCCUUUGCCUACUUCCACGAGCCCAACUUCUCGGCCGUCAUGAAGCCGCUCGAGGGCUUCGACUCCGGCCAGGAGCCCCGCGAGGGCAUCCACUACGGCACCCACUUCACCAACAUGUUCAUGCGCAACUACCCCGAGCGCAUCACCGCCAAAAGGAUGCGUAGCGAGAACCGCAUGAAGCUGCUCGAGUCGCCCGACCUGCGCUGGAGCGAGCCCCCGCCGGUCCGGAACAUUGAGGCCGAUCCGGCCGUCGAUGCUGGCCCGCUUUACGAUAACAAGCAGUCGCAGGCGUCUGCGCAGAUCUAG